GAUUCGUGGUAAAUAUUAGAUCCACUUACGAUUUUGCCAGUUACAUUUCAUACUGAAAUAUGGAAGAAAUCAUUUUUGUGUGUGUUUUAAUUUGUUGAUGAGGGACUCGGUCAAAGUGAUAUCCUUGUUCUAUGAUUUCUAUCGGUGUUGCAUUGCAAGAGAUACAAACAACAGAGUCUCUCAAAAGAAGCCAACGACAAGCAACUUGGUGAUACCGAGGAAAGUGUGUUUCUAUAAGGCAGCAUCAUGCCAGGACAGACAGUGUCCAUGGAAGAACCAGUGUGUCUGAUAGAGAAUGACAGUGAUGGGAAGCUGCACGUGGUCCGCAGUGCACUGGACAUCCUUGAUCAGAUUGACCAGCAUGUGGUGGUGGUGGCAGUGGCUGGGCUGUACCGCACUGGCAAGUCCUACCUCAUGAACAAGCUGGCUGGGAAGAGAAGAGGUUUUGCCCUUGGAGCCACCAUCCAGUCCAAGACCAAGGGCAUCUGGAUGUGGUGUGUGCCUCACCCUGUAAAAGCAGACCACACCCUGGUGCUGCUGGACACAGAGGGUCUGGGGGACGUGGAGAAGGGUGAUGAGAAGCAUGACAACUGGAUCUUUUCCCUGGCGGUUCUGCUAAGCAGUACUCUGGUGUAUAACAGCAUGGGAACAAUCGACAACAACGCCCUGGAGAAACUACACUAUGUGACCGAACUGACAGAGCACAUAAAGGUUAAGGCCGACCAGCAGGGUGAGGAGGAAUCGUCCGAGUACCUGCGGUACUUUCCUUCCUUUGUGUGGACAGUAAGAGAUUUCACCCUGACCCUGGAGGUCAAUGGAAGAUCAAUCACAGCAAAUGAGUAUCUGGAGAAUGCUCUUAAACUCAGAACAGGUUCUAGUAAGAAAGAUCAGCUGUACAACCUACCUCGCAGCUGCCUGCGGAACUACUUCUCUCCUCGCUGGUGCUUUGUGUUUGAUCGGCCAGCCAACACCGUUAAUAUGAAGCGUAUGGAGGAGCUGAAUGAUAAUGAUUUGGAGCCCCUCUUUGUGGAACAGGCCAAGAGGUUCUGUGACCACAUCUACACCGAGGCCAAGACCAAGUCCCUGAAACAUGGCCUGAGUGUCACCGGCAGGUUGCUGGGGAACCUGGCUGAGGCUUACGUGUCUGCUAUCCGGUGUGGUCAGAUUCCCUGCCUAGACAAUGCAGUGGUGGCGCUGGCCCAGAUUGAGAACUCCAACGCCAUCGUGAAGGCCAGGACCCACUACCAGAGGGAGAUGGCUAGCUGGGUGGCCUAUCCUACAGAGACCCAGGAAGAGCUGUCUGAAGUACACAGUUUAGUUGAGAAGGAGGCUGUGGCCAUGUUCAUGAACAGCUCUUUCAAAGAUGAGGACCAGCAGUACCAGUUGGAGCUCAUGAAAGUACUUCAGGAGGAGUAUGAGAAGAUUUGUGAAAGAAACUACAUGGAGUCCAAGAAGGCGUGUGAGUCCAAAAUAGAACGCAUUUUUGCCCCCAUGGAGGAAAAAUUAAAGGAUGGCUCCUACAUGACCCCUGGAGGAUACAAAGAGUACUGCCAUGACCAGAAACUAAGUAUCAGUGAAUAUAGAUCUGAGGGAGGCAGAGGAGUGAAGGCUGAAGAAGUACUGAAAGAAUACCUGGAAAGGAAGGACAGCAUUGGUUACGCCAUCAUGUCAGCAGACAAAUCACUCACUGAUGCUGACCAGAGGGCAAAAGCCGAGGAAGCGAAAAGGGAGGCAUCAGAGCGGGAGACUCGAGCCAUGGAGGAGAAGCUGGCUGUCCAGGAGAGAUUGAUAUUGGACCAGCAGAGGACUUAUGAGGAGAAUAUGAACCAACUGUCUGAGAGGAUGGAAAGAGACAGUAAAAAUGCCUUAGAAGAGCACGAUAGAGUUCUGCAGGCCAGGCUCAAGGAGCAGAACGACCUCCUCCAGCAAGGAUUUAAUGACAAAGCACGUGAAAUGCAAAGAGAAAUAGACAACCUUAAGGGGUUGAAGGCACAAGAAGAAGAGAAUAAGCCCUCAUUCAUGAGAAGUGCUCUGGAUAAUAUUGGGACUGCAGCAGCAAUGUUCCUACCUGGAAUCAUCCCCAAAAUUGCCGGAGUGGGUCUGAAGUUCUUUUCAAAGUUGUUCUGAUAAAGGUCCUGUGGGGAAUGACAAGUGAUCUUUUAGAAAAAGGCUGAAUUAUUUAUCUAAACGUUAGUGUCAUGGCCAGAGAAACAAGAGCAAUUAGUAACCAUAGAUGCAAUCAAUUGUUCUUUGCCCUGCUUACCAGCCAGGCUUAGGUUGCUGUUGUUGUGCAGAAAACCAACCCCCUACCAGAAUCGUAACCCCUUUGUGUGAACAUGCACACACUAUAUUCUCCACUGCUGUGAUGUUUUCCCUUCACUCCAUUGUCAGUAUUGUCAGUUGUGUCCUUCAGGACAACAGUUGAAAUUAUACAUGUUCUGCAUGUUAUAAUAAAAGAAAUUGCUCUUUGGCAGAA
Messenger RNA from Esox lucius (northern pike), 2476 nucleotides. RefSeq names its product guanylate-binding protein 1-like. The record is from RefSeq and is a predicted model, not a curated record. The transcript has 11 exons. Gene Ontology annotation, molecular function: GTP binding; GTPase activity. Bases 247 to 2127 code for a protein of 626 amino acids. NCBI's taxonomy places the organism in Eukaryota, Metazoa, Chordata, Actinopteri, Esociformes, Esocidae.